AUGAAGUUCGCAUGGUUGCUCGCUACCCUCUCUGCUACGGCAUUGGCAGCGCCUGAGCUCGAAGAGCGCGAUGCUGCUACGACUGACUCCAUCAAUUGGUCUUCUCUUGGGCAUGCUUUGCAAUCGCUCACUAUCUCAAUGCCUACCAAGACCGCGAACUUAGAUAAUAUUUCUCCGCCUCCACGCUCCUUGAUCCCGGAGAUUGUUCAGAACGUGCCUCCUUCAGUUCUGGCUCAGCUGGUGAUUCCCGCCCAGCGAAGCUCAAUUGCCAGCGAGUUUCAAGCGGGACACACUCCAUCCUGGUACAAUGCUCUCCCUACGGGCGUCAAGAGCUACCUGUCCGCGGUGAAGAAGCAAAUGUCCGAGGGCGCAUUGACGGCUACCACGGGAAAAAACAGCCCUGCGGAGGCUACUGCCUCGGGAACGAAAGAUGGCGGCGCAUCAUCUACAACAUCAUCAGGAAUGGCCGCGGCAGCCGCUCAGCCAACGGGCGGGCUACUACUAGGAGGCAUGGGGGCCUUAGGCGUGCUUGGGGUAGCAUUGGCGCUGUGA
This is a messenger RNA of Aspergillus alliaceus, 552 nucleotides long. RefSeq lists its product as uncharacterized. The record is from RefSeq and is a predicted model, not a curated record. NCBI's taxonomy places the organism in Eukaryota, Fungi, Ascomycota, Eurotiomycetes, Eurotiales, Aspergillaceae. The transcript is spliced from 2 exons. The coding region runs from base 1 to 552 and encodes 183 amino acids.